Messenger RNA from Eruca vesicaria subsp. sativa (arugula), 13061 nucleotides. The record is from the annotation of a GenBank genome assembly. NCBI's taxonomy places the organism in Eukaryota, Viridiplantae, Streptophyta, Magnoliopsida, Brassicales, Brassicaceae.
CGUAACUCCUCUCCAAGUCGUGAUGACUCAUUCACAAUUCCAACUCCUCCUAGCGUGCUCUUGAGGAAACGAUCAUCCUCCUCCUCCUCCUUUCAAUCCGCUCUCUACUCCGAUCUAAAUCGAACCCAUUCCACUCGUUUUCCUCUCUAUUCACGCAUCGUCUCUGUUAGAUUGCUUGAUUCCCAGUUUUACUUGUGAGAUUGAUUUGCAGGAUACGAAGAUGUUGGAAGAUCAAGUAGCGUACUUGUUACAACGGUACUUGGGGAACUACGUUAGGGGUUUGAGUAAGGAAGCCCUUAAGAUCAGUGUCUGGCAAGGAGAUGUGGAGCUGAAAAACAUGCAACUGAAACCAGAAGCACUUAAUGCUUUGAAGUUACCUGUGAAGGUUAAAGCUGGAUUUCUUGGAUCAGUCAAACUCAAGGUACCGUGGAGCAGGCUUGGCCAGGAACCUGUAGUGGUUUAUCUUGACCGAAUUUUUGUAUUAGCCGAACCCGCAACUGAUGUUGAAGGAUGUAGUGAGGAUUCUAUCCAAGAGAAAAAAAGAAAGCUAAUACUGGAAAUGGAAACGAAACUAGUAGAAAGAGCUCGUAGACUACAUACGGAAAUGAACAAAUCAUGGAUAGGAUCAUUGGUCGACACAGUCAUGGGAAACUUGAAGCUGUCAAUAUCAAAUAUUCACAUAAGAUACGAGGAUCUAGAGAGCAAUCCCGGCCACCCAUUCUCAGCUGGUGUUACACUAGAAAAACUCUUAGCCGUAACAGUUGAUGAGAAUGGAAAGGAGACUUUUAUUACUGGCGGAACUUUGGCUUCCAUCCAAAAGUCUGUUGAACUUGAUCGGCUUGCAUUAUAUCUUGAUUCUGACAUGUCUCCGUGGCAUAUUGACAAACCAUGGGAGGAUUUACUUCCUGUUGAGUGGGAUCAGAUUUUUAGAUUUGGCACCAAGGAUGGUAAGCCAGCUGAAGGCCUGGAGAGAAAGCAUUUUUAUAUUCUACAACCUGUCUCAGGGAAUGCUAAGUACAUUAAGUCUCAAGCAAAUGGAUCUUCCAAUACUGUUCAACCUGUGCAGAAGGCAUAUGUUAACUUAGACGAUGUAACACUUUGUUUAUCGAAGGGAGGAUACAGGGAUGUCAUGAAACUUGCUGAUAAUUUUGCUGCGUUUAAUCAGCGUUUGAAAUAUGCACAUUACCGUCCAUCUGUUUCAGUAAAAAGUGACCCAAAAUCUUGGUGGAAUUAUGCUUUCAGAGUUGUUUCCGAACAAAUUAAGAUAGCAAGCGGGAGAAUGUCAUGGGAGAACGUUUUAAAGUACACUAGUCUACGCAAGAGAUACAUCACGCAUUAUGCUUCGUUGCUGAAAUUGGAUUUCAGUAGGACAGUUGUUGAUGAUGAUAAAGAAAUCAACGCCCUUGAUCGGGAACUUGAUACCGAAGUCAUUUUGCAAUGGAGGAUGUUGGCGCACAAGUUUGUUGAGAGAUCGGUGCAAGCAGAUAAUUACUCGAAGGCGCAACAGCCUAAAAGUUCAUGGUGGCCGUUUGGAGGGAAGAGUCAAGUGUCUGAAGGUGAAGGAGAAUCUGUUCAAUUCACUGAUGAAGAUUGGGAACGGUUAAAUAAAGUCAUAGGGUACAAAGAAGGUCAGGAGCAAUCAAUUACAAACAAUGCAAAACCUGAUGCUCUCCAUACAUUCUUGGAGGUACAUAUGAGGCGUAAUGCUUCAAAACUUUAUGAUGGGGAGAAGGAAUGCCUUGCUGAGUUAUCAUGUGAAGAUCUUAAUUGCUCCAUUAAGCUUUUCCCCGAGACAAAGAUUGCCGACAUUAAAUUGGGGAGAUAUCGCUUGUCAUCGCCAAGUGGUCUACUUGCUGAGAGUGCCCCUGCCUCUCACUCUGUACUUGCUUCCUUCUGUUAUAAGCCUUUUGAUGCUAAAGUUGACUGGAGUCUUGUUGCAAAAGCUUCUCCGUGUUAUAUGACUUAUCUGAAGGACUCUAUUGAUGGAAUUGUCAACUUCUUCGAAAGCAGUACUGCUGUGAGCCAAACAAUAGCUUUAGAGACUGCAGCUGCUGUACAGUCAACUAUUGAUGAAGUUAGACGCACUGCUCAACAAGGAAUGACUAGAGCAUUGAAAGAUCAUGCAAGGUUUCUGCUCGACUUAGAUAUUGCAGCACCCAAAAUCACAAUUCCAACCGAAUUUCGUCCUGAUAACCAUCGUUCUACUAAGCUUCUUCUGGACUUAGGUAACCUGGUCAUCCGUUCCCAGGACGACUAUAAGCGUGAACUGUCAGAGGAAAUGGAUAUGUAUCUACAGUUUGAUUUAGUUUUGAGUGAUGUGUCCGCAUUACUUGUUGAUGGUGACUACUCCUGGAAACAGUUAUCCUCGAAAAGAUCUUCUGGUAAGGAAAGCACUGUUACUUUCUUGCCAGUUAUUGACAAGUGUGGGGUACUCUUAAAACUUCAACAGAUUCGUCGGCCAAACCCAUCGUACCCAUCAACCAGACUUGCCGUGCGGCUACCGUCACUAGGUUUUCACUUCUCACCGGCUCGAUACCAUAGGUUGAUGCAAGUUGCACAGAUCUUUCAAACUAAGGAUGAUGAGGGCUCUCACAUUAUUCGUCCAUGGGAAGAAGCUGAUUUUGAGGGUUGGUUGUCUUUACUUAGCUGGAAGGGCAGAGAAGCUACGUGGCAGCGGCGGUACUUAUGUUUAGUUGGUCCUUUUAUAUACGUGCUAGAAAGUCCUAACUCAAAAUCUUAUAAGCAGUAUACCAGCUUACGUGGGAAGCAUAUAUACAAAGUCCCUGUAGAACUCGCUGGAGGAGUAGAGCACGUCUUGUCCAUUCGCAAUGCUUCUCGAAUCAAUGAGAAGGUUAUGGAGGAUGUGAAUGCACUCAUAUUAAUGUUUGAUUCUGAAGAGUCUAGAAAAACUUGGCACAGCCGUUUGCAGGGCGCUGUCUACCGGGCCUCGGGUUCUGCCCCCAUAGCCGGUCUUUCUGAUACGUCGUCUGACAGUGAGGAAUCAGAAACAGAACAUAAAGAAGAUAUUUGGGAUUUGUCUAAGUUGGAGAGUGUAUAUGUAACUGGUGUGCUUGAUGAACUCAAAAUAUGUUUCAGUUACGGUCAUCAGGAAGAUGCUUCUUUCAUGGCGGUGCUUCUUGCAAGAGAGAGUAAACUGUUUGAGUUUAGGGCCAUAGGUGGAAAGGUUGAAGUCUCGCUGAGAGGGAGUGAUAUGUUUAUUGGGACUGUUCUAAAAUCUUUGGAAAUAGAAGAUUUGGUUAGCCGUUCUGGUUCAAAUGAGUCUUGUUAUUUAGCAAGAUCUUUUAUUCAGUCUGCAGUGGUGCUUCCAUCCUUUAAAGAUGCUGAGAUUAAGAACCCUGAAGGAAAUGAUCUUUCUUCUAGUGAAGGGGAGGAAAAAUUUUAUGAAGCACCAGAGAUCUUGGUUGACUCCGUUGACUAUACAUCUCUCAGGACCCCCAGUUUUCGUCGAAUGGAUGGAUUGCUCCCUGUCGACAACAGGAAUAUCACUAUGCCAAGCAGUGAGGGAAUUGAGUCUCUGGAUAGUUUUGUCAAGGCGCAAAUAGUCAUAUACCAUCAGACGUCACCUCAAUAUAAUAACAUUGAUAAUCAGGUGACCGUAAGCCUAGCGACAUUAUCAUUUUACUGCCGGAGGCCGACAAUUCUUGCUAUUUUGGAGUUUGUAAAUGCUAUCAAUGUUGAAGAUCCAAGCUGUGAAUCUUUUGAGGACAGCUCUCCUGUCGCUGGAGAGCAAAGUUCACCGAAAAGAAAUGGAUUUGAAGAUUCUAGGGAUGCAGCUGUCAAGGGUUUGUUAGGGAAGGGGAAAUCUAGAAUCAUUUUCAACUUGGCAUUGAACAUGGCUCGGGCUCAGAUAUUCCUGAUGAAUGAGAACGGAACUAAGUUUGCGACAUUGUCACAAGACAAUUUGCUAACAGAUAUUAAGGUCUUCCCGAACUCGUUCAGUAUUACAGCAAGUCUUGGAAAUUUACGAAUCAGUGAUGACAGCCUCCCAGACAACCAUAUGUACUUUUGGAUUUGUGAUAUGCGAGACCCUGGAGGAACUUCUUUUGUUGAGUUGGCAUUCACAUCAUUCAGUGUCAUUGAUGAAGAUCAUGAAGGUUUUGACUACUCCCUCUCUGGACAGCUUUCUGAAGUGCGCAUUGUUUAUCUGAAUCGCUUUAUUCAAGAGGUUGCUGAAUACUUUAUGGGGCUUGUGCCAAGCGAUUCGAAAGGGGUUGUCAAGAUGAAGGAUCAAAUUACGGACUCAGAGAAAUGGUUUACGACUAGCGAAAUUGAUGGAUCUCCUGCUCUUAAGUUGGAUCUAUCUCUUAAAAAGCCUAUAAUUCUUAUGCCUCGACAUACUGAGAGCCCUGAUUACCUGAAGCUUGAUGUUGUGCAUAUAACUGUUACCAAUACCUUUCAGUGGUUUGCUGGAGAUAAAAACGAGCUGAAUGCCGUUCACAUGGAAACUAUGAAAGUGAUGGUCAUGGAUAUCAACCUUAAUGUUGGUUCUGGAGCUGAAAUAGGUGAAAGCAUAAUUCAGGAUGUGAAUGGGGUUUCUGUAACUAUUAACAGGUCUCUGCGAGACUUGUUGCAUCAGAUACCGAGCAUUGAAGUGUCUAUCAUGAUAGACGAACUAAGAGCAGCCCUCUCGAAUAGGGAAUACCAGAUCUUGACAGAGUGUGCACAGUCUAAUAUUUCUGAGAUUCCACAUACUGUGCCACCAUUGAUUGGUGAUAUUGUGACAUCUUCAAGAAACUUAAAUGAAACUCUUACUUCUGAGGAUCCUAAUGCUGCUCAAACUGAAACAAGUGAUGCUUGGAUUUCAAUGAAGGUUUCUGUUGUCAUCAAUCUGGUGGAGUUGUGUUUGUAUGCUGGGACAGCAAGAGAUGCGCCUUUGGCUGCUGUACAGAUCUCUGGCGGCUGGCUUCUUUACAAAUCCAAUACACGCGAUGAGGGUUUCCUCACUGCAACGUUGAAGGGCUUCAGUGUUAAUGACAACCGCGAAGGGACUGAAAAAGAGUUUAGACUUGCUGUAGGAAGACCUGCAGAUUUAGAUUUUGGUGACUCACAUUCUUAUACUGAUGGAGAUCAGGGAUUAACUCACUCCCAUGUAACCAACGGGAGUGAUAUUAGGCCGCUUCCUUCGAUGCUCACUCUUGAUGCGCAGUUCGGUCAGUUGUCAACUUUUGUUUCCCUUUGUAUCCAAAGGCCACAGCUGCUUGUAGCUUUGGAUUUUCUACUGGCCGUAGUAGAGUUCUUUGUUCCUACUAUUGGCAGUGUGCUAUCAAGCGAAGAGGAUAAAAACCUUAAUAUGGUCGACGCAAUCAUCAUGGAUCAAUCUAUCUACAAGCAACAGACUGCUGAAGCGUUUCUUUCUCCUCUGGGUCCUUUAAUUGUGGAAGAUGAGAAAUUUGAUGAUUUUGUUUAUGAUGGUAAUGGUGGAACGUUAUACCUGAAAGAUAGACAUGGAUGCGUCCUUUCUUCUCCCAGUACAGAGCCUAUUAUUUAUGUGGGAAGUGGAAAAAAGUUGCAUUUCAGAAAUGUAGUCUUCAAGAAUGGCCAAGUUCUAGAUUCAUGCAUCUCUUUGGGAGCCUACAGCAGCUAUUCUGUUUCAAGAGAGGAAGGGGUUGAGUUGGAAGUAUAUCAUAAAUCCCCACAUCAAGACUCCGAGAGGAAGGAGGAUCCGGUGUCUCAAUCUCCUAGCAUCACAACCGAGAAGUCAACGGAAUUGAUCAUUGAGUUCCAGGCUAUCGGCCCAGAACUUACUUUCUACAACACAUCAAAAGACGUUGUUAAAACGCCAGUACUCUCCAACAAACUUUUGCAUGCUCAACUGGAUGCUUAUGGCAGGGUAAGCAUAAAGAAUGAUGAAAUUGAAAUGAAUGCUCAUACUUUGGGUCUGACCAUGGAGAGUAAUGGAGUGAAAAUUCUGGAACCGUUUGACACCUCUGUAAAGUAUUCAAGUGUUUCUGGGAAGACUAACAUACAACUUUCAGUUUCAAACAUAUUUAUGAACUUUUCGUUCAGCAUCUUGAGAUUGUUUAUAGCUGUCGAAGAAGACAUUUUAUCAUUUCUAAGGAUGACAUCCAGAAAAAUGACUGUCGUCUGCACAGAGUUUGAUAAAAUUGGGAUAAUCAGAAAUCCCUGUACAGAUCAAAAGUAUGCAUUCUGGAGACCCCAUCCGCCUCCUGGUUUCGCAAGUCUUGGCGACUAUUUGACACCAUUGGACAAGCCACCUACUAAAGGGGUUCUUGUUGUCAACACCAAUUUGAUGAGAGUGAAGAGGCCUUUAUCGUUCAGAUUGAUUUGGUCACCUUUAGCUUCCGGGGGAUUAGGUGAUCCUUCAACGGAUGACAGAGAUGAAAGAGAUAAUAUAUGUUCCAUUUGGUUCCCUGAAGCACCAAAAGGUUAUGUGGCGUUAAGCUGUGUGGUAUCAAGUGGAAGUACACCGCCUCCACUGGCCUCUGUCUUCUGCAUCCUAGCUUCUUCCGUCUCCCCUUGUUCUCUCAGAGAUUGUAUAGCAAUCAGCUCCACAGAUAUUUCUGCGUCAAGUUUAGCUUUUUGGCGAGUGAAUAAUUCUGUUGGAAGUUUUUUACCUGCGGAUCCGUCUACUCUCAACUUAUCAGGAAGACCAUACGAGCUACGUCAUAUAUUAUUUGGAUCCACUGGAGUUUUGCCAAAAGAAUCCAACUACGUGGAUGUUCGUACAACUGAUAAUGUUCAGGCUGUACAGCCACUGAAUUCUGUCAGAUCUGGUCAGCGAUUCGAAGCUGUUGCUUCCUUUCAGUUAAUAUGGUGGAAUAGGGGCUCUGGCUCGCAGAAGAAACUUUCAAUAUGGAGACCAAUUAUUACUGAAGGGAUGGCUUAUUUUGGGGACAUUGCUGUUAGUGGAUAUGAACCUCCAAACUCUUGUGUGGUUCUUCGUGAUAAUGGCGAGCAAGAUAUCCUUAAAGCCGCUGUUGAUUUCCAACUUGUUGGACGUGUCAAGAAACACAGGGGAGUAGAAAGUAUAUCUUUCUGGAUGCCUCAAGCCCCACCGGGUUUUGUUUCUUUGGGUUGUGUUGCAUAUAAAGGCUCAGCGAAACCAUACGAUUUAACCAAAUUAAAAUGUGUUCGUAGUGAUAUGGUAGCUGGUGAUCGUUUUGCUGAAGAUAGUUUAUGGGAUACCUCUGAUGUGUGGCAGAGGGUAGAACCGUUUAGUAUAUGGGGCAUAGGCAAUGAGUUGAAGACCUUUAUUGUCCGUACUGGUUUGAAAAAACCACCAAGGAGAUUUGCUUUAAAGCUUGCAGACCAAGAUUUGCCUGGGGGAAUUGAUAACAUGGUCAUUCAUGCAGAAAUUGGGACUUUUUCUGCUGCGCUUUUUGACGACUACGGCGGACUGAUGGUUCCAUUGGUUAACGUAUCUUUGAGUGAUAUAAGUUUCGGAUUACUUGGCAAAACCAACUUCACAAAGUCAACUAUCAACUUCUCCUUAGCGGCCAGGUCAUAUAAUGAUAAGUAUGAAGCGUGGGAACCUCUCAUCGAGCCUGCAGAUGGAUUCUUAAGGUACCAGUUCAACCCUAGAUCCUUUGGUGCGGUUUCUGAGUUACGUCUGACAUCUACAAAGGACUUGAAUGUGAAUUUCUCAGUUUCAAAUGCUAAUACAAUUAUUCAGGCGUACUCUAGUUGGAACAGCCUUAGCAACGUCCAUGAAUACCAUAAAGAGAGAGGAGCAUUUCCUCUAGCUGACAAUGGAAAAUCCGUCAUUGAGGUGCAUCAGAAGAAAACGUAUUUCAUAAUUCCACAAAACAAGCUUGGGCAGGAUAUAUAUAUUAGAGCCACUGAAAUCAAAGGAUUUAAGGAUAUUGUAAAGAUGCCAUCGGGGGACAUGAGACCUGUAAAAGUUCCCGUCUUGACCAAUAUGCUGGAUUCGCACCUCAGAGGAGAACUAUGCAGUAAUCCUAGAAUAAUGGUUACAGUUAUUGUGAUGGAUGCACAGCUUCCAAGAACGUCUGGAUUGUCUUCUCAUCAGUACACCGGAGUUGUACGUCUGUCUCCAAAUCAGGCCUCCCCAGCGGAGUCAGUGCUUCGCCAGCAAUGUGCACGUACCUGUGGAAGUGUUUCGAAUAUGUUUUCGUCUGAGCUGGAAGUCGUUGACUGGAGUGAAAUAUUUUUCUUCAAAAUUGACUCCCUGGAUGACUAUAACUUGGAAUUAAUUGUGACAGACAUCGGAAAUGGUGCACCUGUUGGCACUUUUUCAGCUCCGUUGAAGCAGAUAGCACGAUAUAUGAAGGACAACCUAUACCAGCAUAAUUAUGCCAAUGAUCUUGUCUGGUUAGACUUGUCCACAACUGAAACCAUGAACAUAGACCAAGGGGAUCAAAGAAAGAAGUGCGGAAAAAUAAGAUGCGCUGUAAUGUUACCAGCUAAAUCGAAAAUCUUGGACCAAAGCAAAUUCUCAAGUGAAAAAAAAUCUGGAUUUAUUCAAGUAAGUCCUAGCAUUGAGGGUCCUUGGACGACAGUGAGGCUGAAUUACGCUUCGCCUGCUGCUUGCUGGCGGUUGGGAAAUGAUGUUGUUGCAAGUGAAGUUAGUAUGGAGGAUGGAAACAGAUACGUAAAUGUCAGGUCUCUCGUUUCAGUGGAAAACAAUACUGAGUACCUUCUUGACCUCUGCCUGGAGGCCAAAGUCCGUUCAUUUCCAAAUAUAUCAAUUGGGUUGCUGAAACCUGGUGAUACAUUGCCGGUACCCUUAUCAGGAUUGACGCAGUCUGCUUCGUAUCUUCUGAAGCUGAAGUGUGUAAUGCCUGAUGGUUCUGAUGAAUAUUCUUGGAGUUCUGUGGUUUCAAGGUCUGGGGAACCAGAGGUUGCUAGUGAAUCAGAGUCUGGAAUAUGUAUAUCAGCCCUUACUGAAGCUGAGCACUUGCUAUGCUGUACCCAGAUAAGCAGUACUCCCGGAGAUAAUAAAACUUACUGGUUCUGUUUGAAAACUCAAGCAACCGAAAUUGCAAAGGAUAUACGUUCCGAUCCCAUUCAAGAUUGGACUCUUGUGGUCAAAUCACCGGUUUCUAUAGCAAAUUGUCUUCCAUUUGAAGCUGAAUACUCAGUGCUAGAGGAGCAAGCCGAUGGUCAUUUUAUUCGUCGAUGCAGAAAUGUCUUUCGUUCUGGGGAAACUGUGAAAGUGCAUACUGUCGAUUUAGGGAAGCCUUUAUACUUAAUUUUACUGCCACAAGGAUUAUGGCUACCAAUGCCUGAAGCUGUCCUUGUAUCUCACCCAAAUGCUGUCCCUGCGAAGACAAUAAACCUAAGAAGUUCCGCCACUGGAAGGGUUGCUCAAAUAAUACUGGAGCAAAAUUAUGAUGACCAGCAGAAAGUUUUGACGAAGAUGAUCAAAAUAUACGCUCCGUUCUGGUUUUCGAUUGCGAGGUGUCCUUCGCUUACACUUAGACUUCUAGAUCUGCCAGGGAAUAAGAAAACAAAAAAAUUUGGUCUUUCAUUUCGAAAUAAGAAAAAUGAUGAUGUAGUCCCGGAGGAGAUAACUGAAGAAGACAUAUAUGAAGGUCAUACAAUCGCUUCUACUUUGAAUUUCAAACUUCUGAGUCUUUCAGUGUCGAUAUCUCAACGUGGCAGUCAGCAAUAUGGUCCUGCAAAGGAUCUUUCUGCCCUUGGUGACAUGGAUGGAUCUUUGGAUGUGGAUGCGUAUGAUCCCGAUGGAAAAUGCAUGCGACUAUUUUUAUCUACAAAACCUUGCGGUUAUCAGUCAGUUCCUACAAAGAUCAUAUCUGUUCGACCAUUCAUGACUUUCACCAACAGGAUCGGUGAAGACAUAUUUAUUAAACUGAACAGUGAUGAUGAACCAAAAGUACUCAAUGCAUAUGAUUCGAGGGUCUCAUUUGUUUUCCAACCAAGUGGGAGAGAUGAACUCCAGGUUCGGUUAAGAGAAACAGGGUGGUCAUUUCCUGUUCAAGUUGCUCGAGAAGACACAAUCGUUCUUGUAUUAAGGAGUCAAGAUGGUGCUCGUAAAUUUUUGAAAGCAGAAAUAAGGGGAUUUGAAGAAGGGUCACGUUUUAUAGUUGUAUUUCGACUUGGCCCAAGCAAUGGUCCUAUGAGGGUUGAGAAUAGAACAACUGUCAAAAGAAUUAGUGUCCGCCAAUCUGGUUUUGGUGAAGAUUCGUGGGUUUUGUUGGAACCACUUACAACAGUAAAUUUUGCUUGGGAAGAUCCUUACGGUCAGAAAUUCUUGGAUGCUAAGGUUGAAAGCGAUCACCGUUCUGGGGUUUUCAGACUCGACAUGGAAAAGGGUGUUGUGGAUUCUGAAUUGUGUAGGGACUUAGGGGUGAACUUUCAUGUUAAAGAAAUUGGUGACAUCAAGAUUGCUAGAUUCACUGAUGAUGACAGUACUUCACAGAGUCCUCAUGAAAUCAUAUCUGUGUCAUCGGUUGGAAAUAAUAGAUAUUCUACUCCUCAGACACCUUCAGAACAAAAGACCACCACUCUGGAGUUCAUAAUUGAAAUGGGAGUAGUGGGGAUCUCUCUUGUAGAUCACGUGCCAAAAGAGUUGUCAUAUUUUUACCUUGAAAAAGUUUUCGUAUCUUACUCGACUGGGUAUGAUGAGGGAAGAACUAGCAGGUUCAAAGUCAUUCUGGGCCAUUUACAGAUUGAUAACCAGCUACCUCUAACUCUAAUGCCAGUACUAUUGGCACCAGAUAACACUGGAGAUAGUCAUCAACCAGUGCUUAAGAUGACAAUUACAAUGUGUAAUGAAGAAACUGAUGGCAUUCAAGUGUAUCCAUAUGUAUAUGUACGGGUGACGGAUAAUACGUGGCGAGUAAACAUUCACGAGCCUAUCAUUUGGGCUUCGGCUGACUUCUGCAAUAAGCUCCAGAUGGAUCGUCUCCCGAAAAGUUCUAGUGUCGCGCAAGUUGAUCCUGAGAUACAUAUAAACCUCAUAGAUGUUUCAGAAGUAAGACUAAAGGUCUCCUUGGAAACAGCGCCAGCUCAGAGGCCUCAUGGAAUUCUUGGUGUUUGGAGUCCGAUUUUGUCUGCUGUUGGAAAUGCAUUCAAGAUUCAGGUCCAUCUAAGGAGAGUAAUGCACAGAGAUCGGUUCAUACGGAAAAGUUCGAUACUUCCAGCCAUUGGGAAUCGCAUAUGGAGAGAUCUGAUCCACAAUCCCUUACAUUUGAUUUUCUCCGUAGAUGUCUUGGGUAUGACUAGCUCAACAUUGGCUUCCCUUAGUAGAGGAUUUGCGGCACUUUCAACUGAUGGUCAAUUCCUGCAACUAAGGGAAAGACAGGUUUGGUCGAGGCGGAUCACUGGUGUAGGUGAUGCUUUUGUUCAAGGAACAGAAGCCCUAGCACAAGGUGUUGCCUUCGGGGUAUCAGGAGUUGUUACGAAGCCUGUAGAGAGUGCCCGACAAAAUGGUAUCUUAGGGUUUGCCCAUGGGGUAGGACGGGCUUUCCUAGGAUUUUUCGUACAACCGAUGAGUGGUGCAUUAGAUUUUUUCUCAUUGACUGUUGAUGGAAUUGGAGCAAGUUGCACCCGAUGUUUGGAGGUUUUGAGCAAUAGGACCGCUUUGGAGAGAAUAAGAAAUCCCCGUGCAGUUCAUGCUGAUGGUAUACUCAGGGAAUAUGAUGAGAAGGAAGCUAUAGGCCAGAUGCUCCUGCACCUAGCAGAAGCAAGUCGACAUUUUGGCUGUACAGAGAUAUUCAGGGAACCCUCAAAAUUCGCUUUAUCUGACUGUUAUGAAGAACAUUUCCUUGUUCCAUACAAACGCAUUGUCAUCGUGACCAACAAGAGAGUUGUGUUAUUACAGUGCUCUGAUCUGGAUAAGAUGGAUAAGAAACCCAGCAAGAUUAUGUGGGAUGUGCCUUGGGAGGAACUUAUGGCGUUGGAAUUGGCAAAGGCAGGUGGCCAAAGGCCCUCGCAUCUCAUACUGCAUCUGAAGACUUUUCAGAAGUCAGAAAGCUUUGCUCAGGUUAUAAAGUGCAGCGUGUCAGAAGAAUCAGAUGUACUGGAACCCCAGGCUGUUCGAAUUUGUUCCGUAGUGCGCAAAAUGUGGAAAGCAUAUCAGUCUAACAUGAAAAAUCAUGUUCUCAAGGUUCCUUCAAGCCAGAGACAUGUGUAUUUUGCUUGGCAUGAGGCUGAUGGAAGAGACACGAAAUCGUACAGCAACAAGGCUAUUAUAAAAUCGAGAGAACUUUCUUCUUCCUCAAGUUCUGUCUCAGAUAAUAGAAAGUUUGUCAAACAUAGUAUCAAUUUCUCAAAAAUCUGGAGUAGUGAGCGAGAAUCCAAAGGUCGAUGUACUUUGUGCAAAAAGCAGGUUUCUGAAGAUGGAGGAGUGUGCACUAUUUGGAGACCCAGUUGUCCAGAGGGAUUUGUUUCAGUGGGAGAUGUAGCUCAUGUUGGUAGCCAUCCUCCAAACGUUGCUGCUGUGUACAAUAACACCGAGGGAGUGUUUGCACUUCCAGUGGGUUAUGACCUCGUGUGGAGGAACUGCCUAGAUGAUUACGUAAGUCCUGUAUCAAUCUGGCAUCCGCGGGCUCCUGAAGGAUUCGUAUCUCCUGGAUGUGUCGCAGUUGCUGGUUUCAAGGAGCCAGAGCCCAACACAGUUUAUUGCAUGCCGACGUCUCUGGCUGAGCAGACAGAGUUUGAGGAACAGAAAGUUUGGUCGUCUCCUGACUCGUAUCCGUGGGCAUGCCACAUAUACCAGGUUAGAAGUGACGCACUACACUUCAUGGCUCUGAGGCAGACCAAAGAAGAGUCUGAUUGGAGAGCUAUUAGAGUUCGAGAUGAUUACAGAUCCAUGGAAUCUGAAUCUGCUAGGAACUUGCGUAUAGAAUGAAUCUUUUCCUGAUUUCAUUUUGCUUUUGGUGAAAUGUUGCUUCGUGUAAAGACCUAGAAUUUGCAAAGAGAGAGUUUUCUAUGUUUUGGUGUGAGAGCUUAUAAGUUGAUCUGUAUAACAUUUGUGUAUGACAGAGUUAGGCAUUCUAAUAAUGAUCUCUGUACACUUUGCUUGGUUACAAAACCCAAAUCUUUGAGUUUCUUCUCAAAACAGAAAUGCUUCUUAUCUUUUACAGUUGAGUUUC